Messenger RNA from Schistocerca serialis cubense, 6231 nucleotides. RefSeq names its product neprilysin-2-like. Bases 405 to 2660 code for a protein of 751 amino acids. The transcript has 16 exons. Gene Ontology annotation, cellular component: plasma membrane. Gene Ontology annotation, biological process: protein processing. Gene Ontology annotation, molecular function: metalloendopeptidase activity. The record is from RefSeq and is a predicted model, not a curated record. NCBI's taxonomy places the organism in Eukaryota, Metazoa, Arthropoda, Insecta, Orthoptera, Acrididae.
CUGCGACGUGCCAGUCUUUCUGUGCUGGCGUUCCUCAGUCGCCAGUCGCGGCUUUACGCGCAGACGUCUGGGGUUCGCCAGCAUCCAGGGAAACCACUCUCUCCCCUACACUUGUCAGUGGCAUCGAGCCGAAGUUUGUGUCGUGUCUUCCGCCCAGCUGCUGGCUAAACAGCCGGUGUCGCGUCGUGUUUGUCUCAACCCGCGCGGGAUCGCACUAUCUCUACCUCGCCGCACAGACAAGUACUGCGCCCAGCCGCUCAGCUCACGGAACGUCGUGACGUGCCUAGAGGCGUAUCGAGACGGCCGUUCCCAGAGUCAGCAGGCUGGAGGCUUCUGAAGACGACGAGGAACUUCUGGUGGACACGGUGGGCGGGAAGCCCACGUGGUGGCGCCGCCGCACCGCCAUGGAGCGGGGGCUGACGCUGCUGGCGACAGUGGCGCUCCUGGCGGCCGUCGCGCUCGCCGUCUCGUUGGGCGCGCUCCUCGCCAGGUGGCAGCACCAGUCAGAGUCACUGAUGCCAGUGGCGAUGGAGUCCAGAGGGAAUGUGUCUGCACCAGACACCCAGGGGCCAGAAUCGCAGUCCGGCACUCAGAGCCUACAGGACCUCUGCCUCACGCCGGGAUGUGUCCACGCAGCGACCGAGGUGCUCGAUUAUCUGGACCCGUCAGUGGACCCCUGCGAGGACUUCUACCGGUACGCGUGUGGCAACUACCUGCUCACCACCGACAUCCCAGAUGAUAAAUCUUCGGUGAGCACCUUCUCGGCUAUCGAGGACCAGCUCCACGAGAAGCUGCGCACUGCCGUAGAAGAGGAGGAGCCUGGAGCAGCCGUCCCCAGGAGCUUACAGCUGGUUCACGAGCUCUACAGCGCCUGCAUAAACAAGACGCUGAUCGAGUCGCGCGGCCUGGCGCCGCUCCAGAGGCUCCUGAAGGAGGACCUGGGCGGCUGGCCCGUCGUGGAGGGCGACUCGUGGGACGAGGCGGGCUUCGACUGGCUGCGCAGCAUCCACCGCUUCCGCAGGGCUGGCCACAGCACCGACUACUUCCUCAAAUUCUCCGUGGGCACAGACUACAGAAACUCCACGCGCCGCUCCAUCAUUCUGGAUCAGGCAUCACUGGGGCUGAACCGCGAAUUUCUCGUGAAGGGUCCCACGGACAAACUCGUGGAUGCCUACUACAAGUACCAGGUGGACCUGGCAGUUCUUCUGGGUGCCAACAGGACUCGGGCUGAGCACGAGCUCAGACAGUCCCUCGAGUUUGAGACAGCUCUGGCCAAUAUCUCGCUGCCACAAGAGGCGCGACGCAACGUGACACAGCUGUACAACCCGCGCACUGUAGAGCAGCUGCAGAAUGACUACCCGUCGGUACCGUGGCUGGAGUACCUGAGGACACUGCUACCCCCGCACGUCGCCGUCACCAGCGAUGAGGUGGUCAUCGUCUCGGCACCGUCCUACCUCAAGAGUCUCGAGGUCCUGCUCGGCCACACCCCCAAGAGGGUGAUGGCCAACUACGUGAUGUGGCGGGCGGCAGAGGCCUCGGUCCCCUACACGACGGAGGAGCUGCGCAGCCGCCAGCUCGAGUACGAGUCCACUGUGUCUGGAAAGACGGAGCGGGAGCCCCGCUGGAAGGAAUGCAUCGACGUCGUCGCCGAUCGCCUGUAUCUGUCUGUGGGCUCGAUAUUCGUGCGAAAGUACUUCAACAAGGAAGCCAAGAAGGUGGCACUCGAGAUGGUGGACGACAUCCGCCAGGAGUUCUUGCACAUCCUGCAGGAACUGGACUGGAUGGACGAGGGAACCAGGAAGAAGGCGCUCGAGAAAGUCCAGUCCGUGGUCGCCCACGUCGCGUACACUGAGGAGCUGCUGGACGACACCGAGCUCGACAAGUUCUACGAGAAGCUAGAUGUCAGCCCAUCCCUGUACUUGGAGAGCAUGCUCAACGUGACCAAGUUCCAGACCAACUACUCCUUCAGCCAAUUGCGGCAGCCUGUCAACAAGACCGAGUGGAUCAACCACGGCUAUGCGGCCUUGGUCAAUGCCUACUACAACCCCUUCGAGAACUCUAUAGGGAUCCCAGCAGGUAUCCUACAGGGUGUGUUCUUCAGCGCCGACCGUCCCAAGUACAUGAACUAUGGCGGCAUCGGCUCCACCAUCGGCCACGAGAUCACACACGGCUUUGACGAUGAGGGCCGUCAGUUUGACAAGGACGGGAACCUUGUGGACUGGUGGGAUCCUGUGACCCGUGACAAGUACCUGAAGAAGGCAGAGUGCAUCAUCUGGCAGUAUGGAAACUUCACCGACGAACAGACGGGCAUGCACCUGAAUGGGAUCAACACGCAGGGUGAGAACAUCGCAGACAAUGGCGGCAUCAAGGAGGCGUACCGCGCCUACCUCGCCCUGGAGCGCCGCACCGGCCAAUCAGAGCCGAGGCUGCCAGCGCUGGCCCGCCUCUCCCCACGGCAGAUGUUCUGGGUGUCCGCCGCGCAGACCUGGUGCAAGAAGUACCGCACCGAGAAAUUGCGACAAGAAAUUGUGACCGGAGUGCACUCCCCUGCUCGCUUCCGUGUGUUGGGCCCGUUCGCCAACCGCCCCGAAUUUGCUGAGGACUUCAGGUGUCCGCUCGGCUCCAGCAUGAAUCCUGAGAAGAAGUGCCAGGUGUGGUAGAGAGCACUGGUGGGGAUGCCGAACUGCCAGGGGCAGAUCGCUGACUGACGGGUGUGGCUGCAGGCUGUGACAACAGAAGUGAACCUGCUUGCAGUCAGCCGCUGACCAACACUCCAGCUGUGGAGCACUGCUUCUGGGCGAUCCUCACUGACUGGGCUCUGACAUGUUAUAUGGAAGGCCGCAGCCUCGAAAGAAACUGGCAGGCACAUCUUGCAAAGCACCCAGAGAAGACAGUGUGGGUGCUGCAGUUUCAGCACAUCACAGCCAAAUUUGCCAACUGUCUGUGUGUGUGUGUGUGUGUGUGUGUGUGUGUGUGUGUGUGUGACAGCAUGCAAUUGCAUCCUAGUAACCUUCUCCUCUUUAGGGUGGAUAAAUAAAUCUUUGUGCAGAAGCAGUUAGUUUUAUCUUCAAUUUUAGUAAAUAACUUUAGAUACGGUUUUCUUUCUUACAAAUAUUGCGUAUUCAUUUCGGUUGGAUAAUAUCACAUGGAAAAAAUGUCACCCAUAACAAGUGGUAAAAAUAAGAGGAAAGAGAAAAUUUAUUGGAUAAAACCUAGGGAAGCUAUCAUUUUAGCAAUUUUAACUCUACAACGAGUGAAACAAAUUGUCUAGUUGGUGAAAAGUGAGGUUUACUGCAAUACUGGGAUAUGACACAAGCAGAUGAGGAAAGAGCUAAUGAGGUAGUUUCACUUAAUGGAGCUGUGACAAUGUGCGACUCUUCAAAUGGCUCUGAGCACUAUGGGACUUAACAGCUGCGGUCGUCAGUCCCCUAGAACUUAGAACUACUUAAACCUAACUAACCUAAGGACAUCACACACAUCCAUGCCCGAGGCAGGAUUCGAACCUGCGACCGUAGCAGUCGCGCGGUUCCGGACUGAGCGCCUAGAACCGCGAGACCAUGUGUGACUCUUCAAGGCGACGUACAGAGCACAUGUCUGUCCUUCGUUUUUGCCAUAAUUAGCAUGAAGGCGAAACAAAACUGACAACAGCCUCCAUCUGACAGUCACCGGAGAAGUGAUUGACAGCCUAGAAACUCUUUCAUCGAAUAAGCAGAGCAAUCUAUUGAGUUAUUGUUGAAGAAGUAUAUGCCAUGAAGUUUACUAGAUGCUGACCAAUAUAUGAUAAUAUAUAACAAAAGCCUCAUGAUGACUCUCAUUAAAGUAGUCUGCCACUUGAAAUUAUGGAACCAAUCAGCAACACUAAAGUAAUUAUUGCAUAACUGAUAUCAUCAUUUGCGAAAAUGCUGUAAAAGGUGAUAAAUGUUAGUUUCAAGACAGCAGUGGCAUGUCUGUCUCACAACCAGUCAUCCAGGAAGAUGGAAAAUAAUAAUAAUAAUAAAACGUUAAGAUCUGUUAACUCAAAGUUGGAUUGCUCUUACACAUCACAUAUACUCCCAUACAGAUAUAAAAAUUUCUAAAUGUGCUGAGUUGUGGGACAAGUAGUACACACACUGUGGAAAUCAGAGAGAAAUACUAUAAGCAAAACGAACAUGGAGCAAUAGUUUUACAAGAGGCAGAGGUAUCCAAAGUUUCCCAGUCCUAUAUGGAAGAUCAUAUCCACAUAUUGAGCCUUCAUGUGACACUGAGCAGUACAUUUUCUCUCUCUCUCUCUCUCUCUCUCUCUCUCUCUCUCUCUCUCUCUCUCUCUCUCUCACUCUCUCACUCUUCCUCUCUCAUUCUCCCCUCCCCUGCUUCCCCCCCCCCCCCUUCCCCACACACUAUUUUGUAACAGAGACAUCAUUCGCACCGUCAGUGUAUCAGCCUGCAGAAGUUUGGGACUGUCAUUUAAAAUUCUCCUGGCAUUCAAAACAUAUCAAACGUAUGCAGAAACUCCAUGUUUCAAAUAUUUCGACCAUCCAAAUUGUCAGAAGACGAUGAAAGAUCAUGUUUCUAAUUGAAAGUGAAUUUAACUGCAGACUGAUUACAAAAAUAGUUACAUAAUUGGCAUAAUUUUGUUACCUCUACUUUCGAAAGCUAUGUACAUCUAGUGAUCAUCACUGUGUAUUGCAUGGCUGAGGGUAUCUGCAACCAGUACCAGUGGUUCCCCAUCCUGUUUCCUUUGUAUAUGGAGUGACGGAAAUCAGUCUGAUAGUACACCAUGGUGUGCACCUUGCUCUCUUUUAGCAUCUUCUUAUGGAGUGUACACAAGACAUACAAUGAUGGCAGCAGAAAUUUUGCACUGCCUUCUUCCAAUACCAGUUCUCUAAUUUUCACAAAAGGGCUUUUGUAGUACAGCAGAUUAUGAUUUAAGUUUCUUGAGUAUCUCAGCGCUUUUGUGUGGAUUUCCAUAGCCAGCUACAAUUCUAUAAGCAUGUCCACUCAGUUUUUUCGUGCUGUAUGCUGUCACGUCCACUUGAUAAGGAUACCAAACACUGGAUCAUUACUAAAGAAUUGGUUGCAUUACUGUUUUGUGCACGAUUCUUUCCUUUCUUUAUGGUGAUAGCAUCGAACAAUGCUGCUUCAGCAUACAUAAACCACUCCCUGUUCACUGUAGUUGUCACAAGGUGGCAAUGGUUGCGAAUGAAUCAGUGUGUUUGCAAAUAAGUCAUCAUAUUCAUCACAGGGCAGUGAUGCUUGCAAAUGAAUCUGUGUUUCCAAGCAGGUUUCAGAGCUAGCCAUCCAUACACAAAGCACUUUUGAAUGUCAGUAAACACAAACCCACUCAUCGAUAGUGACAGCUGCGUAUCUCAGCACAACUAACAAAACGUUUCCUAUUAUUACAAGCUGACUUCAAAGACCAUAUUUUCCUUACAAAAAUACAUUUGCUCUCCACCUCCUGUAUUAAUUUGAACCAAUAGUUCAAGAUAUUGUCUUUUUACAGAUAUUGUACUCAAAAUAAAUUUGGGCUUUAGCAAAAAAUUCUUAAUGCAUCACGAGCAUGAAAAAUAUAAAUUCAGAUAUGAUUAGUAGGCUGAAAGAGUGAAUUAUGCACUGGAACAAUAUUGUGUUGUUUCUUCAAAGUGAACUACUAGUAUGCCAUUUGCAUAUAACCAGCAUAUGCCUUCCUUGAACAAAUUAUAUCAUGAGCAGAUUGCUGGGUGACAUUCGUGGGCUUCGAGCGAGUUAUUUGGCAAACAAAGGGAGGCCCCAGUGGUAGUUUUAGCAGAGCCACUGUAUGUUAGGUUUGAUACAUAAUAUUUUAAGUGGGUUUGCUUGAUAAGACGUUAAUGUGCAGGUUACUGCAUGUUAGUACAUUGUAGAUUGCUUCCUGUAAGACUAAACAUGAUUAUUGUGUGACAUUAACAUGAGUCCCUUGGCAGAUUCCAUCUAAUGUUAAUCUGCCUUGUCAUGUAAAGAGAUGGACCAAGUUGAGCCUCACCCCAGGCAAUACUUUGAAUCUGUUCAAAUUGGUUAAUGUAGAGCCCACAUUUGAGAUGCAGAGUCAUAGCAAGAUUCAGCUAUAUUCUAAAAGAUUUCAGAACCAUAAGUUUUACUACAUUUCAACAAAAUUUUCAACCAUUUCGUAAAAGUUCAAAUAAUAAUUCUCAAUACAAUUAUUUUGUUGUCAUUUGUGCAAGUUACCGUAUUUUUACAUACAUGGUGUCCAAAAUAAAUUCUCAAUUCAGUGUGAGU